UGGCCAAGGCGGCCGUGGGCCUGGUGCUGCCCGGCCGGCUGCGAGACCUGUCGCGGGAGACUGUACUCAUCACCGGCGGCGGCCGGGGCAUCGGCCGCCAGCUCGCCCGCGAGUUCGCGGGACGCGGGGCCAGAAAGCACCCAGCUAUACCUCUUCACAAAAGCAUGUUGAUUGGCUUGCAUGCUCUCUUUGGAUAGAAUCAAGGAGCUUAAUCUUCAGAUUGUCCUCUGGGGCCGGACUGAGAAGUGUCUGAAGGAGACAACGGAGGAGAUUCGGCAGAUGGGCACUGAAUGCCACUACUUCAUCUGUGAUGUGGGCAACAGGGAGGAAGUGUACCAGACGGCCAAGGCUGUCCGGGAGAAGGUGGGUGACAUCACCAUCCUGGUGAACAAUGCUGCUGUGGUCCAUGGGAAGAGCUUGAUGGACAGUGAUGACGAUGCUCUCCUCAAGUCCCAACACAUCAACACCCUGGGCCAGUUCUGGACCACCAAGGCCUUCCUGCCACGCAUGCUGGAGCUGCAGAACGGCCACAUUGUGUGCCUCAACUCCGUGCUGGCGCUGUCCGCCAUCCCCGGUGCCAUCGACUACUGCACGUCCAAAGCCUCGACCUUCGCCUUCAUGGAGAGCCUGACCCUGGGGCUGCUGGACUGUCCGGGUGUCAGCGCUACCACUGUGCUGCCCUUCCACACCAGCACCGAGAUGUUCCAGGGCAUGAGGGUCAGGUUCCCUAACCUCUUUCCGCCUUUGAAGCCAGAGACAGUGGCCCGGCGGACGGUGGAAGCCGUGCAGCUCAAUCAGGCCCUUCUGCUGCUUCCGUGGACCAUGCACGCCCUCGUCAUCUUGAAAAGCAUCCUCCCACAGGCUGCCCUUGAGGAGAUCCACAAGUUCUCAGGAACCUACACCUGCAUGAACACUUUCAAAGGGCGGACAUAGAGGUGGAACCCAGACGUACCGUCCACAACCACGGGGCCUAAGGGGGCCAUGGUCCCUGGUCACGCACCCACGCGCCCGUUUCCUGGCACUUCUGCAGGGUGAGAAGGACUGCUCCAUUCCCAGGGAAGAAGGUGCCCCCCCAUGGGGGACAGCCCCAGGACAUUUGCACAAGACUGCUGGGUGCACCUCUGACUCCUAUGGGGAGGCAAGAAACCAGCCAGCCGCCAUCUUGACACUUCUGUACAUUUCUCGUGCUGUGGAGUUCAUCUUCAGUUGCUUCUCGAGUCUCACCAACCUCCACGGUGUGCAUAGGCGGUUCCCAGGAGGACCCAUGCCCAGACCGUCCUCCUUCCCUUCCAAGACCCACUUCUCCUCAGCUUACGCAAACUGGUUGAACGGCAGGAAUGAAAAAAAUAAAGAGACAGAUGGCUUUUGAGA
This is a messenger RNA of Erinaceus europaeus (western European hedgehog), 1371 nucleotides long. It is a transcript of the gene DHRS3, whose product is annotated as dehydrogenase/reductase 3. The record is from RefSeq and is a predicted model, not a curated record. Bases 181 to 933 code for a protein of 250 amino acids. Gene Ontology annotation, cellular component: lipid droplet. The transcript is spliced from 7 exons. Gene Ontology annotation, molecular function: oxidoreductase activity, acting on the CH-OH group of donors, NAD or NADP as acceptor. NCBI's taxonomy places the organism in Eukaryota, Metazoa, Chordata, Mammalia, Eulipotyphla, Erinaceidae.